Molecule: messenger RNA, 1651 nt
Organism: Triplophysa dalaica
Lineage: Eukaryota; Metazoa; Chordata; Actinopteri; Cypriniformes; Nemacheilidae
Gene: asip2b
Product: agouti signaling protein, nonagouti homolog (mouse) 2b
Exons: 3
Coding region: 46-432 (128 amino acids)
Biological process (GO): hormone-mediated signaling pathway; positive regulation of feeding behavior; adult feeding behavior
Cellular component (GO): extracellular region
Molecular function (GO): type 1 melanocortin receptor binding; neuropeptide hormone activity
Source: RefSeq, a predicted model, not a curated record
AAGAAGCCUGGCAACAAUCGAACACAUUUUCAACGACCAACGACCAUGAGGGGAUUUCUGAUCAUUUGUUUGUUCUUUACAGCAGUUCAUUCUAUCAUAGGCGAAACCAGCAGGAUUGAUGUGCGUAAAAAACAUGAAAACGACGCGGCUACCCACAGCUCUGCCAUAACAACAGGAGUGUGGAAUCAGGAGAAACCAAAGAGACUCUUUUCCAGAACGCGCUUUUUGUCCCAGAGACAUCAUGUGAGGCCUAAGCCAAGACCUGAGGCACUUUCUGCAGUCCAGACUCCAGCCCGACGCUGUGGAGGUCUGAUGGAGAAUUGCUCUUCUGUCACUCCCUGCUGUGACCCAUGUGCUUCCUGCCACUGCAGGCUUUUCAACACCAUCUGCCACUGCUGGAGACUGGGACACCACUGCCUCAAGAAUACCUAGCAUCAUGACCAUUGACAUCAAAUCAACAUAUAGUUUAGUCUGUAAAUAUACUGUAUAUCAGUGAUUCUUGGCUGGCUUUGCCAUUGCUGACGUUUGAUGGUUUAUGCUGAAUCACCAAAAUCUUUACCAGUGAACCUCGUGGUAGUAUGUAAUUUUCACAGCUGGUUGAUAUGUUUCUACCAAGGGAAAAUAUUCAAAUAUGUAAGAUUCAUGGCUUUUUUCCUUCUUAAAGGCCCUAUGUAUUAUUGUGCUGACUUGUAUAAUUUUAACUAUGUGAUUAUACAAGGUGUUGAAAUGUAUUAUUCGCUUUUUACCAUUGUAUUGUAUUGUAUUGCUGUGAUGUCUGAUUCAUAGAUCUGCGGGCCAUUUCCGGCCUGGCAGCCACCAGCUGAAAAAAUACAGCGAUAUCACUUGCUACAUCAACCCAAAUAAUACAUGUGUUGCUACACAACGGUGCUUUACAGAGCACCACAGAUCACAUUAACAUGUAACUAAGGAGUCAUUUUGUGUAUUACUUUCUGUAAAAUCUGUGUGUAACUUUUACAUAAGACUGAGUUAAUUCCUCUAUUUGAACCGUUGUUCUGUUUGCCAUUUGUAAAUGUUAUUAUAGUGAAUUUAGAGGUAUUCAGUCCAGGCAAAGGCUCUUUUUCAUUAUUUUUAACAUUCUCUGUAUUUUUUAACCCAUGCAAGGGGCAUAUAAUAUAAUCUUACCUUCUCUUAACUAUAUAAUCUCUACAAUAGAUUUGUAUGAAAACGGUUGUUUUAGGUGUGGUCAAUGUGAAUGCCCUUGUUGACAGACUGUGAAUUUAGAAUCAUAAUUAAUUUUCUGACAUCUGACCUCUACUUCGAUGACUGGAGAUGUUUUUUUCACAAAAAAUAUCAGAGUUCUACAUGUGAACAUAAAGAAAAAGCUUUAACUACUAGCCCUCAUCAUAUAUUUCUAUCCAUUGUCAGGUCAUAUUGACCGAAUAUUAUUGGAAAAUGCUCUUUUAUUCUUAAUAAAAAUAGCCCAGUGAUUUAUGGAGAAUUCAUGCUCUUUAAUAUAUCCGCUGAAAUUUGUAUGUCAGCAGGUUGGUUUAGUGUUUGGCGCUAUAUGUGUGUAUUAUGUACUGCAUCCUUCUUUUUGAGGGCAGCAACUAUUACGUAAGAACCUGCAGAAUGUGUCAGAUCCUGCUGAGAAACCACAAUUACUUUACAAUUUUUAUUGGAGAAUCUGGAA